ACCAGAAGGAGCGAAAGUAAGCCGCCAUAUUUGUGCUUUCGGAAUAAAUACGAAAGGAAAAGAGCUAAGAGUGGUUGUUUUAGCCACAAACAUGAUUCUACUUUCAGUAAUAUUAUCUGUUAACCUGUUAACGGUAUUAUGUGUUGAUAGUGAAGAUUCUCCCAAACAUGAGCCGAAGGUUGCAUUCUGGUGUGGUAAAGUAAACAAACAUAUUGAUCUUACCACUGGUGAAUGGGUGACUGAUAAAAAUGGCAAGUCCAUGUGUGCCACGACUCCAAAAGAAAUUUUAAGGUACUGCAAACAUGUGUACUCAUCAAUGGAUAUCCAAAACAUUGUUGAGGAAAACACCCGUGAAACAAUUAACAAGUGGUGUGAGCCCAACAAUGUUAACUGUACUAGUGUUAAGAAGGUCAUAGCCUACAGAUGUUUAGUGGGUGCAUUUGAAGCAGAUGCUUUGCUGGUACCAAAAGGCUGCAGGUUUGAACACCUGCACAAAGGCAGCAAAUGCAGACCUCAUGAUGAAUGGAAAGGCAAGGCCGUAGACAAGUGCAAGGAGCAGGGGAUGAUCCUGAAGAAUUAUGGAGUCUUGAUACCCUGUGACACAGGAAAGUUCACGGGAGUUGAGUUUGUAUGCUGCCCACAAAACAUGACCACAGAGGUGCCAACGGACAGCACCCGCAUAGUACCACUCAUUGGUGGAGCUGAAGAUGUCAAUCAGCCUGAGACAACACCAAAACCCACUACAUUCAUUGAUAAGCUGGAACAUGAGAUUAAGAAAUUAUCCAAACAUCUGAAAGGCAAAUCUAUUGGCUGCAAUCCUAAGAAGUUCCACCAACGCCGCCAGAACAUGGAGAAUGAGCAUCGUCGGCGUAUGUCUCAUGUCAUCAAACAGUGGGAGGAAUCUGAGAAGCGCUACAAUAUCUUGAAGAAUGAUGAUGAAAUGCAGGCAGAGGGAAUGAUUAAAGGAGUGAUGGAAAGAUUCAAGAAAACCAUUGCCACUUUGGAAAACAAGGCAAAACUGGAGCGUCACCAGCUGCAUGAAGAACACCAUCAGUGUAAACAAAUUGAUUUGAACGACAAGAAGAACAAAGCCUUGAAAGACUUCUUGAAGGCCUUGAAGAAAACUCCUUCAGAUGGUAAUGGUGUAUUGAAAGCUGUGAGGAAGUUCCUGAAAGUCUGUACUGAAGAUCGCAUCCACAACCGUCGUCAUUUGGAAUACAUGAGCAAGGUUAACCCUGAAAAAUUGGAUGAACUAAGAGAAACUUUCCAGAAUCAUCUUGAAAGUAUCAACCAGCGUGUCAAUGAGACAAUGAUGCUCCUUUACAAGUUGCCUAAAAUUGCACGUCAAUUUUACUUUGAGCUGCCAACAUGGGCACCAAAACCAAAAGUACUGCCAACAGAAACACCAACUGCAACAGAGAUCAAGACAGAAGCUGAAGUUGUUAUCGCUGGAGGAGUAUCAGGUGAUCAUACUCAAACUGUCAAUUCCGCACACAGCAUCCAUGACAAGCACCGACACUCUGAUGCCAAGAAACAACAUCUGAAACACAAAAAAAAUGACCCUGAAAAUAGGCCUGAAGAUGAAGAAAGAUGGGAGAAAGCUCAGCCACCUGCAACAUUUGCUGUAGUGAUUGGCCUGAGCUGUGGUGCCCUUGUCAUCAUGAUUUUUAUCAUCAUCAUCAUGGCAAUGCGCAGAUCACGAAGCAGCAACCCCACAAAGACCGUACUGGUUGACCCAGACAAUGAUGCCAACUCUGAGAACCAACAUCUGGUUAAUCUUCAGCAGAAUGGGUAUGAGAACCCUGUUUACAAGCUAGCUCAAUACUAAGUACAACUUUUUCUAGCAUUUUCUCAUCAACAUAGGCUACGAUACCAAUUCGUAUAUUACCAAAGCGUUGCACUACGUUUUAAGUCAUGUCCUUGUUCUUGUUGUCACUUUUGGUUUAGCACAAUUUCUUUGUCAUAAAUUAUUUUAAGUUUCAUUGAUUUCAUUUUUUGUUUCUUUUCCUUUUUACAAUUGGUAUCUUAUAGAAAAAUUUAUUUUAUGUGUUGUAUUUUCUUUAUGACAGGAUUAGUUUAGCUUCUUUAUGCGGUUAUUUUUUUUGUGUCAUUGUGAUAUCUUUUCAUGUUCAUUUUGUUUGUUUUUUUCAAUUUACAUUUUUUUAGAUUUGAUUUAUAAUACGUAUACAAUAUGUCUAGUAUAAGGGAUGAAAGAUUCUAAAAACGAACCAUUUGUAUUAACAAGGUUUAUUGCAUUGAGUAGCUCUGUGUCAUUUCAAACCUGAACUGGACAUAUACAUUUGUGUUGGCAAGCUUAUUUGGCUAUUUUCUAUUACUAUAAUGACUGUGUGCAUAUUUGCCGUCAAUUUACUUCUACUUACUGUGCUGUACUAAGCAUGUUGCACACUUAAUCACAAGUUUUACAUGCCAUUGCAAACAGGACAGUGAUGACAAAGAGCAAUGCAAUAGAUUCAAAUAUAAAUGAAGUGAUAACUAGCUAAAAACUAGUGCGAUCUGCGUCGGUGUUUCUAAUGAAACAGUAAUGAUAAAAAGGUAAAUUAUACACAGUGAAAAGAUGAAAAAACUUACUGACGUUUCAGAUGCUAGUUUUUUCAUCUUUUCACGGUGUAUAAUUUACCUUUCUAUUAUUACUGUCUCAAAUAUAAAGUAUUGUGCAAAAAGGUUUACUAUUCUACACAUAUUCUACACUAUACAGCGAGUGACUUUGUGGUAUAUUUUAGAAUUUUGUCAAUUAGGUAUAAAAACUCAAAGCGCCCAAAAGAAAAUAUUAUAUGAGCUCUGCUCUAUCCAUGGCGGCGAAAUAAACAUCUUCAUGUAAGUUUAGAGAAUCUAAAGGUUGAAGUACUUUAUGCAUGUGUCAACUUUCUAUUUAAAUAAUUGAAUCAAUAAUAAUCCAAUAGGUGUUCAUUUAAGUUGAGUAAGGGUGAUUUUAUAAAUGAUUUUGUUAACUUUGAUAAGUUAAGGGAUCGGUAUAGUAUAUAAUAUCUUACCAAAGAAGUAGCUUUUAGUAUUUAUGGUCAAGAGUGACAAAAACAGUGCUGUCAAUGUUAUGCAACAUAGAGCAGUUUUCGUAGGAGUGGGAAGCAUGCAAUACUGAGUUACAUAUUGCAAACAUUGAAACAGCUUUCCACCGUCUUUCCAGUAUUUCAUCCAAUCACAGCACAGUUACAGCUACAGUAAAAUACGCUGCGGUCACAGGAAGGCUACAAAUUUAUUGUAUCAAUUCCCACAUGCGAAAAUUGAUCUAUAUUAUUGCAUGAAAUAAUUGAGGUUUAUUUCAAAACAAAUCUAGGUUACUGUUAAGUCAUUUUACUCUGUCUUGGUAAAAAAAUGGUAUUUAUUCAAUAAUCAGUUCAUUCUUAUGCACAACAUAGACUAACAUAGAUAGUCCAAGUACUGGCUGGCUGUCAGUCAAGAACUGUUGGUAACUUGCUACAGUACAUUACCCAUGCAGCAGCUAGUUCUAAAUGACUUAUAACUUCACGUGUGUCAAUGUAUUUUGCUUGUUUAAUGCAAACUAUGUUGAUGUUGUGGUCGUUUGGUGAAUACAGAAUAGAGGCUUUUCACCAUCAUGUGAUGGCAGGAACGAUGGCAGCCAUGAGUCUUUUCCCUGGGGAAACUGAAUUCUUUCUCAUGUAUACCAAAUAAGACCAGAUUCCAAUUAUGCAUGCCUGCCUCCUGUCAUGGGCGCCAUCAGCCUUGGUCUAUAGGCUGAUGUAAGGUUGUUAAAAACUAGUACAGUGCACAGCUUUUCUGUAUGUCGUCCAUCAGAUACUGUAUGUACAAAGCUUCAAGGAGUCCAUGUUCAUGUAUUUACCAAACCAUUGCUUCAUCUUUGUAACAACCUUUUGGUUUCUUGUAAUAAACUUAUUUAUCUUAAA
Actinia tenebrosa (Australian red waratah sea anemone) is the source of this 3902-nucleotide messenger RNA. Its product is annotated as amyloid-beta precursor-like protein. Lineage: Eukaryota; Metazoa; Cnidaria; Anthozoa; Actiniaria; Actiniidae. Gene Ontology annotation, cellular component: membrane. The record is from RefSeq and is a predicted model, not a curated record. Gene Ontology annotation, molecular function: heparin binding; transition metal ion binding.